AUGGCGGCAUCCACAAAAUUCGGCAUGUCCUGUUGACCAUUUUAAAAGUCUUUCGUUUUUUGAAAUGUUCUAUCAUGAAAAACAUUUUGGUUUUGUGGAGUUUUUUGUCCAUUUUUCUAAAUAACAAAACCACAUUUGGAGAUUAUUCAUUGACAUUGCAUUGAUUGUAAUUUGUAGUGUUAGUGGUUAUAAAUUGGUGUCGUGGUAACAGUGUACAUUGCCAGCAAUAUGUUAAAAUAACUAAAGUAAUAUUAAAGAAUGUUUUAUUGUCUUCAGCAAUGACAUCAGUCUUUAGUCUUAGCACAAAACCGUUCCAUUUGUGGUGCUGUUAUGCUGUAUUUUGGAACAACUGCUACCGGUAUACAUCUAGUAGGUUGUUCAUAAAGAGACAGUGCCAUGAUAGUAAAUUAACCGGCUUGAUGCAGAAUUCCGAAUAUCAAGAUGAUUCUACAAAUUAUCAGACAAUUACAUCAGCAAAAAUUAGGUCAAGCCAUUACAUACUUGACAAAUCAUUAGCAGCAUCAGUUGCCAGUGUUAUCAUAAAGAAUCGGUCAAGCCAAAAUAGUUCUGUAUUGGAAAUAAACCCAGGUCCUGGCAUUUUAACGAAGGAGUUGUUUAGCAAGGGUGUGCACCAUAUUGUGGCAACAGAUACCAAAGAACAACUUCUCUCUUUACUUGAGAGAAAUCUACAAAGAGAAAUAUCGCAGCACAAGUUACAUUGCUUUCACUGGGAUUGCUUCACCCUUUGGCAUCGCGACACUAACAGUUCUCAGUUCGAGAAAGAUUAUAGAGACAAGGAAGUGGAAAUUGUUGCAGCCUUUCAGCAGAAAACACAUGGAGAUGAGAUUCCUAUUACAGCCUUUGGGGUGGUUAGUUAUUUGAAGGAAAGGCCAUUUCUCAACUACAUAUUACAUAACUUUGGUUUACUUGAAGGAAUAUUUUCACUUGGCAGGCUGGAAUGGUUUCUGUUUGUCUCAGCUAAAAUAUACAAGACAGUUUUGGCUUCCACGGAUCAUGACAAAAGUGUGUUAGCAUAUAACACUAUGUCAGUCCUGCUGCAUUUAUUGUUUGAUAUCAAGUGUCAUAUGGAGGUUUCAGGAAAUGAGUUUAGUCCUCCAUUUCAGAAUAUUAAAAGAAAGAAAAGAGAGAUAGCCAUUGGCAAGCAGCUGGUGAAGUAUGACAUGAAGUACUUGCUGCAGAUGAAACCAAAGGAGAACUGGGACAGUGUUCUGCCUGCCUUGGAGAUAUUCAAGUUCUCUUUGUUCUUAAAACAACUGUUUCAUAAAAAGAGGAUGCGGCUAAUCCCCAAAAUGGAACAACUAGUACCUGGAUGUGGCCUUCACCUCAUCCUGGCUGGUUACACCAUGGUACAGGAGGUAGGAGAAACCAGCCCAGAACAGUUUCUUCAGAUAUACAACGAUAUGCAGACCUGGCCCGAGUACCAAGACUCUGGUCUACACUUUUACCUCAUGGAGCAUGCAGUGCAUGGGAUGGAGGAAGAAGCAGAGGGAGGCGACUCUGUCACAGAAAAGUCUUCUGUUUGGGAGGAGUCAUCUUCAUGAUCCAUCUUUCAGCCAACUGCUUUUCACUAAAUGUUUGCAAAUUAUUUUGACUGAUUUCCGACGUGAUCAUUUGAUUUACUGUGAGCGUAUCACACAAAAAAAACUAUCUAGCAAAUGUUAGUGAUGAACAGCUGGCUGACCUUGCCCUUUAAUGAUGCAUAAUUUAUUACUGUAGUUUUUGUCACUCACAGACCUUUUUUUCCCCCCCUUUUGAACAAUUGAGACGUUUUCACGUAAAACAUUUAAUUAUUUGUAAGAAAGACUGCCAUGUAUAAACUACAUUUAUGGGUCAUUUAUACAUGUAUAUACUACAUUUAUGGGUCGUGUAGGAUCGUCCCCAUCCAUGGGCCUAUUGGGCUAUUUCUCCUUCUGCCCAGUGCUUCACAACUGGUGUAACAAAGGCAAUGGUAUGUACUAUCCUGUCUGUGGGAUAAGGUAUAAAAAAAAUUGCUUGCUGCUAAUUAAUCGAAAAGUGUAGCCCAUGGUGUGUAGGCAACAGGUUUCCUGUCUAAUUAUCUCUAUACUUCUUAACCAUCUGUCUGACACCAUACAACCGUAAUUAUUACAAUGUCUUGAGUGCAUUGUUAAAUAAAAUACUUCUUAACCAUAUGUCUGACACCAUACAACCGUAAUUAUUACAAUGUCUUGAGUGCAUUGUUAAAUAAAAUACUUCUUAUCCAUAUGUCUGACACCAUACAACCGUAAUUAUUACAAUGUCUUGAGUGCAUUGUUAAAUAAAAUACUUCUUAUCCAUAUGUCUGACACCAUACAACCGUAAUUAUUACAAUGUCUUGAGUGCAUUGUUAAAUAAAAUACUUCUUAACCAUAUGUCUGACACCAUACAACCGUAAUUAUUACAAUGUCUUGAGUGCAUUGUUAAAUAAAAUACUUCUUAUCCAUAUGUCUGACACCAUACAACCGUAAUUAUUAUAAUGUCUUAAAUAAAAUACUUCUUUUUUUAACUAAAUUUAAGGUUGCAAAUCAUCUGUCCCUCGUGAAUGAAUUGUAAAACCACCAAUUUGUAGAACUGGAAAAUGCAUAGGUUCAGUAAUUGGUCCUUUUGUCCAUUCAGUGCAUAGAUUUUCCUUCUCUUCCCUAUGCACAUGGAACUUUUUCUUUCUUUUUCUUUUAGCCUGUAGCUUUAUGAAGAUUUGAAAUCCAGACAUAAAAGAUAGAUCAAACUUUAUUGUAUAUAUACAAUCCACAUAUGAAACCGGAUACAAAACGUUACUACUUACAUAUUAUCAGUUACAUGUUUUUUUGACAGGCGUACUGGAAUCUGGAAUCAAAAUCUGUAUUUCCUGAGGCGCAGCCGAAGGAAAUACAGAUUUUGGAGGGGCGUACAAUCUCAUACGCCUGUCAAAAAAAUGCGUAACAAAUUUAUUAGAUCUUUGUUUUACAAUUAAACUAAAAUUACACUAACAGUCAAACUUUUAAAUAAAGAACACAAACAUUUUGAGUUUGAGUUUAAUAAAAUAAUAUAACAUCAGAUUCCUCAAAAUAUAUUGGAUUUUUUUUGUUAACAAAUAACUAUGCAAGGUAUUACAGCUUUUUUCUUUCUUUUUUAGCUAUUUGGGUAUUAAGAGUGUCAACAAGGAUUCCGGGUGGUUUUACCCAGAAAUCAUUUCGAACACACUGUUUCACAAAGGGAGACAACUCUUAGCACCUUAUUAUCUUGCAUGUUUUAAAUGUUUAUGAUUAUAUUGUAAUCAUAUCAGGAAAACAAAAUUGAACACCUGCAGCCAAACAAAAAUAUUUGUCGUGUUGUACUAACUUGUAGAACCUGUAAAAAUGCAUGUCAAGUAGUUACUUAAAAUAUGUUUGUGAUAAUUAGUCCAAGUUCUAACACGGUAACUGAUUACGCAAUGCUAUAUUCUAGCAUUAGCUUUUAAUAUGUGAAAAACUACCAUCUAGCAAAUUUUUUGGCCAAACAUUCUCGAGAAAUCUUCAAAUAAACAGUAAAACUAAAAUUUACCGAAAUCAAGACUUUUAACAAAUUUAAUCAGUGAGGCGUGUUGGAGAAAGUUUUUCGGUCUCAUCCACAGUUUGUAUUUUCGUCGAGAAAGUCACGUGACAUUUCGUACACCCUGGCAAAUUCUGUUAAUUCCUGCAAAUGACAUGAUGUACUUGUGGUAUGCAUUGGCUAUUGACCAAUCAAAAUGCAUGAAAUUUAUUUAAAUGGUAAUAAAAUUAUGUACAAACAAAAACAAUACAAACAUGAUAUUAAUCUAAUGGCUAAAUGAGGUUUAAUUAUUGAUAAUACAUCUCAAAUCAUGAACAACUUUGCACACUGCAUCUGCACAGGUUGGAUUUUGGUUUUGCAUAAUAAAUUGUUUAAAUUGUUGCGUGUACAUACUUGUAAAUAGAUAAUUAUGGAAAGUUAGAUUAAAUAAAUAAAAUAUUAUAUUCUGAUAUUCACCUUCAUUAAACUACAGUGGUCACAUAAAUGGUCUUCCACUGGAGUAAAGGGACCCAGUCUUUAUUUUGAGUUUGUGGUAAACUCUUUGCAGUGUUCUUGAUGUAUACAACGUAAUAAGUAUGGUUCUAGUUGAAUAUUCUGUUUGUAUUAUUUGUAACUUCACAUCUUUUUACUAGAUGCAUCUCAUGGUUGGGACUACAAGAUUUUUUUCUAAAAUAUUAUGAUACUAUUUAAUUACAUUUUUUAGAUGAACUGGAUAAUUGACUAUCUUUGUUUUUUAUUUAACUUAUUAGUAUAGCAAGAGAGUUUAUGGAGCUAAUAAUUUAAAAAAAAUACAUUGCCAAGAUUUUUUUUUUAAAAAGGUGGCAUUCUCUUUACUACAGAUAAUAAGAGUAGGUAUAAAUCAAGCUCAGUUCUAGAGGCCCAUUUGUGGUUUUUGUUCUUAAUCCGUAGAGUUCAUUUACAAAAGUUUCUCUAAAGUUUUUAAUGAUAUGAAUUGGGCACCCAAGACGUCACUGGCAUACUAAAGGACUGGCUCAAUAAUAGAAUAAAAUAAUUUUACAUGAAAUGUCUUGUGGUAAGUUAUUAUUCAAGCAUUCUUUCUGCAUUGCUGUUUGCAAGUGUUGACCAAUAAAAUGAAGAAUCAUAUCACCUGAGGAAAAUUAAUGUCACUUCAUCAUUGAUGUACGUGUUGCAAGUUGGGGGUGCUGAUUGCCUAACCUUCUCAUGUUUACUUUCGGUUUGGAGUUUGCUGUUUUGAAUGGUCUUGAAUUUGGCCAUUUCUUUUUUAACUGAAUAAAUUUCCUUUUUCUU
Molecule: messenger RNA, 4794 nt
Organism: Gigantopelta aegis
Lineage: Eukaryota; Metazoa; Mollusca; Gastropoda; Neomphalida; Peltospiridae
Product: dimethyladenosine transferase 2, mitochondrial-like
Exons: 10
Coding region: 279-1562 (427 amino acids)
Biological process (GO): rRNA methylation; transcription initiation at mitochondrial promoter
Cellular component (GO): mitochondrial matrix
Molecular function (GO): rRNA (adenine-N6,N6-)-dimethyltransferase activity; mitochondrial transcription factor activity
Source: RefSeq, a predicted model, not a curated record